AGUGUUGGGCACAAGGCAAUAUUAACAAAAAUGACGUCUCUUGUAGCAGACUACCCCUCUUCUUCAGGCUCGGACUCGGACUCUGAAGCUGAUAUUCCAAUUAAUCGUCAAGAAAAAGAAAGUAAAACGCGACACAAUCUAUUGACCAGUCAAGAUACCUCAAGUUCUUCUGACUCUGACUCAAAUGCUUAUUCUUCUGACCGUUCCAGGAAGAGCAGUGUAAGGAAGUCUGUCAAGGCAGACAAAGACAAUGUUCCACUGCCAUUACCUCAAGGUUUCUCAUCAUCUGAGCCCCUUGGAGGAACGGGUAAUGCCAAGAACCUCCUUAGUUUGUCUGUCUUUGCCAAUCCUUUCGAGCAAGCCAGACAAGAUCAACUAUCUAUCCUUGAAAAGCAUGUCAAGAUGAAAGAACAAGAGAAGCCAGAUGGUGCUGCUGCUGCCAGAGGAAAUCAUAAAAUGUGCUACAAAUUCCAGAAGGGAAAUUGUAGGUUUGGAGACACUUGCAAGUUCUCUCAUGGAAGUGAUCAUAAACCUGUGUUACUUACUGGGGGAAACUCUGAAGCUUACCCUAGCGCUGCAAGUGGAGGACACAUGGGGGCUCCAUUCCAGGAUGACCUUUACGAUGAGGGACAAAGAGCAAAGGAGGAGGAAGAGACGAUAAGAAAGAGGAGGAAAGAUAGAGCCGGACUUAGUGAAGCCCUGGUCCCAUCAAAGAAAGCAAAGAGAAUAUAUGAUAGGCAGAGAACGCAAGAGAGACCAUGGACUGCAAAGAGAUAACUUAUGAAGAAGGAACUUUAAAUCAGCUAUUUGUACUACAUGUAUUUGGAAUAUUUCAGUAGCACACAAAUCUAAAGUAGUAUUCAUUCCAUUGCCUAUGGAGAACCGCAAGGACAUUUACUCUUAUUCAAAAUGAUAUGACGAAGUAUCAUUCUCCCUCUCAGCAGAUAUUGAGUAAGCAGUUAGGAACAGAGUUUCAUUGUCAUGUCCAAUACUUACGGUAUUACUAUUUCUUUGUAAGAGUCUGCAGAAGUUAGAUUUCCUAAUGAAUUGAGCAGUCAGAUAUUUUGUAUUUGAUUACAGCCAAAUUUUCUGAUGCAUACUACAUAAAAGUCAUGACAUGUUUCUUUGGUUAUUUGUACAUGAAUCUGCCUUGUUUGCUUUUUGACAAGUACAAGUAUUUAAACAGAAUUGUUAAUUGAUUUAGCAAGAAGUUACCACUGAAAUUAUCUGCACCACUUUAUUCUCAUUGCUUAAGCAGUGUGUACUGCUGAUAUAUUUAAACCUCUAAACCUUUAAAAAAAAUGGGUGUGCCAGGCCUUUGACUCACACAGCAAGGCCAAAAUAAAUGAAAUUCAAGUUUACAGCACCAAUGUACAAGGUGCUGUUGUUGCCAUUAAAAUUUCUCUCCCAUAGUUACUUACCAAGUGUUAUUGUAAUAGGAUUUGGUCCUCCUGAACUGCAUACUUAUCUUGAUUAUGUAAAAAAGGAAUUUACUAAACGGGUCAUAAUGGGUCUGAUUCCAUAAGUCAAAGACACUUUUUUAAAUUCAUGUAAAUAUAAAAUUAUGACCAUCUUAUAAAAUAUGAAACAAGAAAUAUAAUUACGAAUGUUUCUUAUCCUUUCCCCCUUUUUGCAAUAAAUGUACUAUAAGUAUAGAAAAACUUUUGUUUAUUACGCGCUUUAUAAAUAUUCUUUUAUUAUUAUUAUAAUAAAUUACUACAUACUUUGCCAGCUA
This is a messenger RNA of Strongylocentrotus purpuratus (purple sea urchin), 1735 nucleotides long. RefSeq lists its product as uncharacterized. The record is from RefSeq and is a predicted model, not a curated record. Lineage: Eukaryota; Metazoa; Echinodermata; Echinoidea; Camarodonta; Strongylocentrotidae. The transcript is spliced from 2 exons. Gene Ontology annotation, molecular function: metal ion binding. Bases 31 to 777 code for a protein of 248 amino acids.